Messenger RNA from Protopterus annectens (West African lungfish), 2255 nucleotides. RefSeq names its product phosphomethylethanolamine N-methyltransferase-like. Gene Ontology annotation, molecular function: S-adenosylmethionine-dependent methyltransferase activity. NCBI's taxonomy places the organism in Eukaryota, Metazoa, Chordata, Ceratodontiformes, Protopteridae. The record is from RefSeq and is a predicted model, not a curated record. The transcript has 12 exons. Bases 338 to 1840 code for a protein of 500 amino acids.
CUAUUUGCGACUCGUUUAAAGGGUGUGGGUGGUAGGACUCGGUGAUUAUUUGGCAUUCUAAAAAAUUACAUUUAAUUAAAAUCUUAAUGAGGCCGAGGGGACGGCUACACAAUAAAUACAGUCGUAGCUUCAGCAGGGCAAGGGUUGCAAUCCAUGCUAUAAAAUUUUGAGGUUAAAUUGUAUAUCUUUUGCCUUCCUGUAGGAUAGAUUUAUAUUUUUCACAUUGAAAGAGAAAGAAAAUUGAUGUAGUUUCUGUGAAAUAGUUUUUGUAAAUAUAGUUUUUACAAUUUUUUAAAAUUAUUUCGGGGGAGCCGAGUAAGGAGUCGAUCCCGCUACGAUGGACGAUGCACCAAUGCGGAGUUCCAUGCGGAAAUACUGGGCAGAGCACUCAAAAGCAGCCACUAUUGAAGAGAUGAUGCUCGAUUCUCAUGCUCAGAUAAUUGCUGUUGAGGAGCAACCAGAAAUCAUUGAUAUGUUGCCAGACAUUGACGGAAAGACCAUCUUAGAGCUUGGUGCUGGCAUUGGGCGUUUCACAGAUCACUUUGCAACUGUAGGAAACAAUGUUACAGCUGUUGAUUUCAUGAAGACAUUUCUGGAUAGGAAUCGGGAACAAAAUAAUCAUCAUGCAAAUAUCUCCUAUAUUCAGUCAGAUGUCAUGCAGCUGGAACUACAAAAGAACAGUUUUGAUCUCAUAUUCUCGAACUGGCUGUUUAUGUAUCUGUCAGAUGCAGAAAUAGUAAGGCUGACACAGAGAAUGCUGGAAUGGUUGAAACCUGGUGGAUUCCUUUUCUUUAGAGAGUCUUGCUUUUAUCAGUCAGGUGAUUCAAAGAGGUUUUUUAACCCAACUGUGUAUAGAAAACCUGCCGCCUAUAAUCUUCUCUUAACAUCAGUGGUACAGGAAACUGCAGGGCUGGAAAACAAGAGCUAUGGCUUUGAAAUUGUGAUGUCCAAGUGUGUGCAGACAUACAUCAAGGUAAAGAGGAAUCAGAACCAAGUUUGCUGGCUUCUUCAGAAACUGCCACGUAACCCCUCAGCCAAUCAGGGUUACGGUACAUUUCAGCAAUUCUUAGACAACCAUCAGUAUUCACGUCGAGGAAUUCUGCGUUAUGAAAAAAUUUUUGGACAAGGGUUUGUCAGCACUGGGGGACAAGAAACCACAAAGGAAUUUCUUGCUUUGCUAAACCUUCAGCCUGGACAGAAAGUCUUAGACGUUGGCUGUGGUAUUGGUGGUGGAGAUAUCUACAUGGCAAAGGCGUACGGUGUGGAGGUGCUUGGAAUAGACCUGUCCUCCAAUAUGGUGGAAAUUGCAAUGGAGCGUACAGUGGAUGAGGAUGUCCCUCUGGUUCAGUAUGAAAUUGGAGAUGCCACCAAGAGGGUUUUUCCAGAACAUUCAUUUGAUGUUAUUUACAGCAGAGACACUAUCCUUCACAUUUCAGACAAGUUUGCGCUAUUCCAGAAAUUUUAUUCUUGGUUGAAACCAGGUGGUAAACUACUAAUCAGUGAUUACUGCUGUGGAGAAAAACAAUGGUCAAAUGGCUACAAAGAAUAUGUAAAAGAAAGAGGAUACAUUUUAUAUAGUACUGAAGAAUAUGGCGAGUUCUUACAAAAGGCCAGGUUCGUUAAUGUUCGUGCAAUGGACCGCACAGCACAGUUCGUGGACAUUUUAAAGAAGGAGCUUCAGAAAACUGAAAGUAUAAAGGAUGAAUUUAUACAGGAAUUUUCUGAAGAAGACUAUCUUUACAUUGUGAAUGGUUGGAAGAGGAAACUGCAGCACUGUGAGCUAGGAGACCAGCGGUGGGGCCUUUUUUAUGCAGAGAAACCCAAGAAUGAGCAAGGUUGAAUGAAGACAUUUAAGAAGAAUGCUACCGAAGCACACAGUGUGUAUCCUGAAAUCAUAUACUGUUAUUAUAAAGGCUGUUUUUUAAUUGAUAUUAUAUUAACUGGUUUGAUGAUGUAAUGAACAAUUUUAAAUGUUCUAGUAAAUAAAAAUAGCAGACAGUCAUUAUUUUUUAAUUAAAUAGGGAGUAUUAAUAGGAGCUAUGGUUGAUGCCAGUGUAACCUUGCCUUAAAGCACUUUUGAUGUGAUUAAAAAAAAAUCUAUAGCUCUUAAAAUUUUUGUUGAGCAGUACCAAAGGUUAAAUACAAACAGUAUUUUCUAAAAUUCAUCUAUGUUUGUUUGUUGAUGUCUAAUGUCUCUGUAGUCGUAAUUUAAUGUAGUUGAUUCCUUUAUUGUAAAUUAAAUAAUUUUGAUUUUU